Molecule: messenger RNA, 378 nt
Organism: Capsicum annuum
Lineage: Eukaryota; Viridiplantae; Streptophyta; Magnoliopsida; Solanales; Solanaceae
Product: receptor kinase-like protein Xa21
Exons: 2
Coding region: 1-378 (125 amino acids)
Biological process (GO): protein phosphorylation
Molecular function (GO): protein kinase activity; ATP binding
Source: RefSeq, a predicted model, not a curated record
AUGGUAGUCAAAAUAGAGACAUUAUCUAGUGGAACUGAAGUGGCAGUAAAGGUUCUGGAUUUGGAAAAUGAGGAAGUAUGCAACAGGGCCUUUGUUCUACAAUUUGUGCCCAAAGGAAGUCUUGAGAAUUGGAUGUGCAGAGAAUAUUGCCACCUCAACCUUCUAAUAAGAGUAACUAUAAUGCUUGAUGUGGCUAUGACAAUUGAAUAUCUACAUCAUGGUCAUAACACUUUGAUAGUUCAUUGUGACCUAAAGCUAGCCAAUGUUCUUUUGGAUGAAGAAAUGGCGGCACAUGUUGGUGACUUUGGCAUCUCUAAAACUUUGGUCGUAAGCAAGUCCAUGGCAUAUGUCGAGACAUUGGCACUCUUGGUUACAUAG